GAAUCUGAUAAGUCCCCAGCAGGAGACCGGAGGCGGAGUAGAAGAAAAAACCCAAUUCACAGUCCAGAUUUACUCUUCAUCUGGCUGAAAGGUGUGAAAACUUUUAGCAGAAAAACACAAUGCACUCGUUUGGGUAUAGAGCCAAUGCGUUUCUCACGUUCGCCAUCACCAUUCUUGCACUCAUAUGCGCCAUGGCUUCUCUCUCCGACAACUUCAAUUCGCCGUCUCCCACCUCCCAAGUCCAAGUGUUGAAUAUUAAUUGGUUCCAGAAGAAACCCGAUGGCGAUGAUGAGGUGAGCCUGACACUGAAUAUAUCAGCAAACUUGCAGUCAUUGUUUACAUGGAAUACAAAGCAGGUGUUUGUAUUUUUAGCUGCUGAAUACGAAACUCCAAAAAACUCGCUUAAUCAGGUGUCCUUGUGGGACGGUAUCAUACCUUCCAAAGAACAUGCACAGUUUUGGAUUCACACAACUAACAAAUAUCGCUUUAUUGACCAAGGGAGCAAUCUACGCGGUAAAAACUUUAACUUAACAUUGCACUGGCACGUCAUGCCAAAGACUGGUAAGAUGUUUGCUGACAAAAUAGUGAUGAGUGGCUACCGCUUGCCGGAGGCAUAUAGGUAACAUUACAAUCCUUUGUUGGAGGUAUAAGCACCUAAUGGAGAAAGUACGCAGCAAAUAUGGCAGCGGGUUGUUUUCACUUUUUCUUCUUUCACUUGGGGAGGAAGUGAAAAACUCAUUGAUGUUGAAUAUUUAUGAAAUAACAUGUUUUAUAUAAUCGUCGCUUGACAACAGACUUAAAUCAAAUGAAUGGUCAUGCAAUCGUGCUCGUGCUUUCUUGAUUUACUCUGAGUAGAGUUUUCUGGAAAUAAGUUUUGCUA
Sesamum indicum (sesame) is the source of this 880-nucleotide messenger RNA. Its product is annotated as signal peptidase complex subunit 3B. Gene Ontology annotation, biological process: protein targeting to ER. NCBI's taxonomy places the organism in Eukaryota, Viridiplantae, Streptophyta, Magnoliopsida, Lamiales, Pedaliaceae. The record is from RefSeq and is a predicted model, not a curated record. Gene Ontology annotation, cellular component: membrane; signal peptidase complex.